UCUUCCAGGUGCUGAGAGCUUUAAAGGAUUGGAUUAUAUUUGUAAUGUGAGAUUAGGUUUUCCAGAGCUGUGAUUUUAGGAUUCGGGAUUGAGUAGGGGAGGGGCCUCAGCUGCGUUGUCCAAAUUCUCUAAUACUGCUUACGUAGGACUUAGGCGUGCGCUUCUGGUUCUUGGUUUUUUGUUUUGUUUUGUUUUGUUUUCCCCCUGCCAACUGGGAGGCCUCCCUUCUCCUAAACUCAGGCAGCUGUGGUUAGGACCUCUUCUUCGGACUGAUCAGGAAAGGGGAAGCAAGAAUGUCUGCUUUGGGGACUGCAGCUCCGUACCUGCACCAUCCAGCAGACAGUCACAGUGGCCGGGUCAGUUUCCUGGGAGCCCAGCCCUCUCCACAAGUGGCGGCAGUGGCUCAGCUCAUGAGGGACUUGGACAAGAGCACCUUCAGAAAGUUGCUGAAGCUUGUGGUUGGGGCCCUGCAUGGGAAAGACUGCAGAGAAGCCGUGCAGCAUCUUGGGGCCAGUGCCAACCUGUCAGACGAGCGUCUGGCCGUCCUGUUAGCAGGCAUACACACACUACUCCAGCAAGCACUCCGGCGGCCCCCUGGCAGUCUGAAGCCAGAAGCCUUCCAGGAUGAGCUCCAGGAGCUUGGCAUCCCUCGGGAUCUGAUUGGAGAUUUGGCCAGUUUGGUAUUUGGGAGUCAGCGCCCUCUUCUCGACUCAGUGGCCCAACAGCAGGCGUCCUGGCUGCCCCACAUAUCUUACUUCCGAUGGCGGGUGGAUGUGGCCAUCUCCACAAGUACUCAGUCCCGCUCUCUGCAGCCGAGUGUUCUCAUGCAGCUGAAGCUCACCGAUGGAACUGCACAUCGUUUCGAGGUUCCCGUGGCCAAAUUCCAGGAGCUGCGGUACAGUGUUGCCUUGGUCCUUAAAGAGAUGGCGGAACUGGAGAAAAAGUGUGAGCGCAAACUACAGGACUGAACCCUGGUGUUGUGGGUGCUGAAACUGGUACCAAUAACUUGCAGUCCCACUGGGCAUGAGGCCAACUCAACUGAGGGCCUGCAUAUAAGGAUUUUUUUUUUUUUUUUUUUUUUUUUUUAGGGAAAAGACAGGUGUGACUUUCUGGUUUGGUUUGUUUUUAUGAGUGAACUAUGGGAACAGUGACAUUUAUAAUCUCAACACUUGGAAGGCUCAGGCUGGAGAAUGGUAAAUGUAAGGUCAGCUUGGGUUACAUAGUGAAGUUAAGUUUUAAACUAAGAAGUAAAACAACUAUUAAAAACAUGUUCUUCUA
Phodopus roborovskii (desert hamster) is the source of this 1278-nucleotide messenger RNA. RefSeq names its product COMM domain containing 5 (gene Commd5). The coding region runs from base 294 to 968 and encodes 224 amino acids. The transcript is spliced from 2 exons. Lineage: Eukaryota; Metazoa; Chordata; Mammalia; Rodentia; Cricetidae. The record is from RefSeq and is a predicted model, not a curated record. Gene Ontology annotation, cellular component: nucleus.